This is a messenger RNA of Ziziphus jujuba (common jujube), 1401 nucleotides long. RefSeq lists its product as uncharacterized. NCBI's taxonomy places the organism in Eukaryota, Viridiplantae, Streptophyta, Magnoliopsida, Rosales, Rhamnaceae. The transcript has 4 exons. Gene Ontology annotation, biological process: Golgi to plasma membrane protein transport; Golgi to endosome transport; protein localization to Golgi apparatus. The record is from RefSeq and is a predicted model, not a curated record. Gene Ontology annotation, cellular component: trans-Golgi network; Golgi membrane. The coding region runs from base 595 to 1053 and encodes 152 amino acids.
UUGAGCUAUCAUGCUUUGUUCCACGGCUCUGGAAUUUUGUAUUCCAUUUUGUUUAAGGAAAAAGGCAGAGGCCCCAAACAAAGAAUCCCCUAAAGAAGCCAAGCCAUUCGGCCAACCUCCUCCUCCUCAAAGAUACUAGAGUUGAGAGUUUUUCUCUUUUUUCUCAACGCCUUUGCUGCUUAUUCAUCUAUAUCAUUUUCGAUCCAGAUCUUCUUCUCCUUCUCCUUCUCCUUCUAGCACUUCUGUUGGGGAAUUUCAGAGCACAGCAAAAUUCGCGAGCAAGUCUGUAUUUUGCUUCACUCUUCAAGAACAUGAACAGUGGACGAGAAGUCAGAAUUGUUAUGUAUUCGGAGUGACUUGCUUGGGUUUGUAGCUGGAUAUUGAAGCAUUGGGUUAUUGGGCUUGGCUUUAGUACUUGUUCAGAGGGCGUAAAAGUUACGUUUUUUAAUUGCUUUGAAGGAUUUUAUAUCUGGGAUUAGCUUUGUUUGUUAUAAGGAUCUGAGAAUUUUGGGUUUUUAGUUAUUGGAGGAGUUUUUGUGAAUUUUAUAAUUCGUAGGCUUCUGGGUUUCGGCGGAAUUAUAGGUUAUUGCAGUCAUGUUCUAUGGUGCUACUGUAUGGGACCCUUGGCUCAUUGUUGCCCAAAUUUUUUGCCUGCAAUGCUUAUACUAUCUCACUCUUGGGCUCUUAUUGUCCAUUCUUGUUGGAAGUCGUGUUUCCCGGAUGAGUCUCGUCUAUUUCUUUGACUAUGCUACCGUCAGUGCUUCCACAGUUACCGGGUGGUGUGUCAUAGCUUCAUUUCUGCUGAGUUCAUUUGCAGGAGCUGGAUAUCUGCUUCUUUUGAUUGAGAGGGCCAAGAAAUGCUUGGAUUUUGCAGCCACUGUCUACAUUGUCCAUCUCUUCAUGUGCAUCGUAUAUGGGGGUUGGCCUUCUUCAAUAACAUGGUGGGUUGUGAAUGGUACCGGAAUUGCAAUUAUGGCUUUACUAGGUGAAUAUCUGUGCAUUAGGCGUGAAUUACGAGAGAUUCCAAUUACACGAUACCGUUCAAAUGUUUGAUGGAGGAGAAACUCUAGGGGAGAAAAAAUUACUUGUGGGAUUAUUAUUUGUUGUUUCUGCUAUUGCUCGAAGGAGCACCCAGAUAAAGCUCGUGGAUACCAAAUUUAAUCUGCAGUGAGAAAGUACCCUAAUGUACAGAUUCUUUUUUGCUAUGCUGUAUAACUAUAAAAUUCCAAGACAUUGCAAAACUGAGGUGAAGACUAGAACACAUUAGGCUAGGUUUGGUUUUUGUUAGGAUACUUGCAAUGUACAAUUGUUAGGUUUUUGACUAAUGCAAUGCUUAUUCUGCUUCUAUCUGAUCCCUUCUCUGGUUUAAUGUAAUAUUCUCCGCGGUUUCAGAUUUGGUGA